CAUUAAAGAACAAUAUACUUUUUGUUAUCAAAAUGAUCUUAAACAUGUUUGGGCCUAUUUAUGGUCUGAGUGGUACCAACCCGAAGCAUGGAAGUUAUGGGCUCGUGCAUCAAGUUCCCAACUUAAUAUUUUGCGAACUACGAUGACUAUUGAAAUAACAAAGGUUAUUCCAUGUCAAAUUAACCAUUUGCAGUUACUACGUGAUGAUAGGUGCAUAUCCAAAUGGCGUGAAGAACUUCGAUUGGAAUGGAAAAAAUUGGCUACUCAUAUAAUAAAUCCAAAUACCAACCAUAUUACAGACUUUUCACG
Molecule: messenger RNA, 309 nt
Organism: Racocetra persica
Lineage: Eukaryota; Fungi; Glomeromycota; Glomeromycetes; Diversisporales; Gigasporaceae
Source: the annotation of a GenBank genome assembly